Molecule: messenger RNA, 4409 nt
Organism: Penaeus monodon (black tiger shrimp)
Lineage: Eukaryota; Metazoa; Arthropoda; Malacostraca; Decapoda; Penaeidae
Exons: 2
Coding region: 2198-2602 (134 amino acids)
Source: RefSeq, a predicted model, not a curated record
GGUUUUCUGUAGUGCACUCCGAAAUACACCUUUUCAAUACCUUAGCUUUAAUCAAAAUGUACCUUGUCAGGAGCAAAAAUAUUUUAAUCUAUUGGUCUUUUCUUUUUAACUACCAUGUAAAUCACCUUGUUCCCCGCUCGUUGGCCUGUGUCCUGCAGCUCGCCUUGUGCCUGGAGCAGCUAGUCAGUUCACCCCGACACUCAGAGCAAACAGGACUUCAAAUAAACAGUUCCUGCAUAAUCCAGUGAUUCUUAAUGGUAUUCACGGAGAUACGAGAAAAUUCAGGAUUUCCCUGGGGCCAGAGUGGCCUCACCCGCAGUGAACAGCUCCGGGCACUUCACUACAGUCAGGUUGUCAGCGGUAGGGGAAAUUACACUAAAGAUAAGUAUCUUGCAUAUUGAAGUUGCAUUAAAGUAAGGCCCAUGUCCCGAUCACAAAGUCUGUGCCACGCAAACCACCCCUUUUAGUUUGCUUGUUUUUCCCGUUAACAUUUACCAAAUGUUUACUCAUUUAUCUUAUUUUGUGUUGGACAUUUAGUUUGGCUUUUAUUGUUCAUUUAAUUAUUGGUUUAUUAUUUGUUACCGAGAGCGACGCACCCUCCAGAGACAAGGCCCAAAACCAGGGAAUCAUGUGAACCCAAAAUCCAAACCUAACUUUCCUAUCUUCUAUUUAUUCCCUAAACAGGGUGGCUAGCCCCCCCCCCCCUCCUUAUUAAUACUUCGUGCCAAAUUACAGAAAAUGCGAUAUUACCAACUCUUCUGAGCGGUGAUAUACAUUGGAUAUUUUCGUCAUUCGCGGUAAAUAUGAGGCUGUGUUGUUUAUUGCUCUGAUUUCUUAUGCUCUUUAAGAUGGCAGCGUCCAUUUACCCCCAUUUUUGUGUCGCGCUCGGUAACACGGAACACAUUUGAACUUCAACUAUAUUAUUUAUUUAACCCUCAGUUAUUGUCAGUUUUAAAUUUGCUUUUCAUGUGACUUGCCCAGUUUUUUUUACGUAGCAUUUUAUUGUCUAUCGCACUUUAUUUUCUUGUAAAUUCUAACUUCUUGUAGUAAUGGGUUGUCAUUUUUAUCUAGAUAUUUAACACUAGUUUGAUUUUACAUAUAUAGUUAUCUUGUAUUUUUUACAGCGAGUUUGCAUUUUGCAGGUACAUUUUUGCAAGGACUUUGGUGCAUGACUUCGAGUGUCUGUGUUGUGGGCUUCGCUGCCUCGCGGCUUUUUCACUCCCUAGACCAGCCUAUCUGUGGUCGCCAGAUAGGACCCGCUCGCACAAUCACCUCGCCUCGCAACUCGUCUCAACAGUGCUACUCGGAGGGCUGUGCUGAUGGGCAAAUCGAGGCAAGAACCAUGCGGCGCCACGCCCAUGAGGGAACCGGUGCAAGAUGGCCAUUGCACUGGGCCUCAGCAGGUGCCUAAACCUGAGCCAGUCGCAGUAAUAAAUUGCAUAGAGCAGCGGCAGGACGCUAGAGCAAAUGUGCCGAUUUACGAAGCACCGAGUUUAGCCGAGUUGGAGGCAAAAGUGUGCACCACAUGCCACAGCUGGGCUACGACGGUACCUGCAUGUCCCUGCCGCCAGUGCUGCCUCCUUCGGCUCCACAUCAGUGCCUCUCCAGAAACAGCCUUCCGUUGGAGUGCAGGAAGCUUUUCAGCAUCAACCGCCUCAACCACUCAAAACCUCAUCAGGCAUUAUCCUUGGCUUCUUUUCCGGUGGGCGUGACGACAUUCCCCUUUUCUACGGCGAGACUCCAGCUAUGGUAGGUCUACAGCGUAAUAGGGAAAUGCAGUCCUUUUAAUCCUGCAUUGAACUUUUGACACGACCUGCAACGGAUGAUUACUCUCAUCCGCUAACUAAAGGUAAAACAUGUGAUUAUGCACAGAUGAUCAUUCUUAGCCCUCUUCUUCAAUGUUAUUACUGAAUGAGGAGAGUUCAGGGCUAGGGUAAGGUCCAAGAUUCGUGGUGCAGAUGCUUUGGCCAGGAUGGUGCCUGGCUAGGCGCCUCGACUUCUUUCAGGCAGUUGAGAUGGCUGCCAUGCAGGGAGCCAGAGAUUAUCACAAUGACAUCGGGGGUGUUGAAGGUCUAGUCCGGAGAACUUUCACUGCCAGACUGCCCGCAUGGUUGCACCGUCAGCUGGUACUUCCUUCCUGUCAGCAGGAUGGCAGAGAAGUGCCAGGCUGCCUGGGACACACAGUUGGGAAUGAAGCAUGUCUAGCCGUCGGUCACUGCUAUCUGAGGGCAGGGAACUCCCUCUACACAUGACCAUCACACGUGGCCCAUCAUGCACCCAUGGCUUUAGGACUCCAGUCUUCGGCUCAGAUAUCAGCCCAAUGCUCCAUCGGUACUUCGGUCCACCCCUCGUCGUGGAGGAGCUCGCCGCCGCCAGCCUGAAGUUAGGGCUUUGGUUGCUGAGAGCCAAAGCACUUUGUAACUACCUGUUCCUGCAGUCCACACCCUCCGGGCCAAGGUCCCCAGCCAACGGAUGGAAGAGUCGCCUCAGAGUUACAUUACUGAAAGAUUUUGGUGGCCUCGUUUCUGCCCAACGUCUGCAUGAAAGGCAGCUCGAGGACACUGCAAGGUUUCGCAGGAUCUCCUAUUGCUGUUACUGCUGAGGCUGAUCUGCCUUCCAACAUUCAUUCCAGUCUGAAGAUCAUACAUCGUGUCGUUAGAGGUCUCCAUUUUCCUGGCGACCUCUUGUUGGGAAUGGGCUUCCUUCAGCGUCUGCCCUUCGGCCUCUUUAUCCAUAGGAAUUACAUUGAGCUGGAUAGCCACCGCCUUCAUGUUCACUUUACUGGUGAGGGACCGCCAGCUAGCUGUAGUGUGCCAGAUUGUCACGAAUUUCAUGAGGAUUUUGGAGGGCUCUUAACCUCACAGCCGACCAUGGGCAUCUCUCCUGUUCUUGCAGCUAAAGUCACGUACCACCCAUCAACGGUCGGCGCUCCAGCGUGUGGAUGGUCAGCCAUACAUCAAACCCAGGAAGGUGAGUUCUGGCUCUGUGUUAGGGUGUGCAGAGUUUAUAGAACUUGGAAGUUGCAUCCACUGUAGCAGCUUCGACCAUCAACCAGCAAAAGGACCUGCCUUCAGAGGGUGCCUUGCCUUGUCCUUACCAAGAAAAUAUUGGAGGCCUGUCAUCCAACCCAGGUGGUUUUCCGCUGGUUGUUUAUCACUGUUAGCAGAAAACAAAUACAGAAUCGUGGGUGUCAGAGGCGAGUUCCUGGAUGAUGGAUUUGACAGGCUGGAAGGAGCUGUUCGUGUUCCCCUGAGAUGCCGGGCCUAGAUGACUGUUCGGAUAUCUAGGCCAUUUACAGAGAUAAUGGCUGGAAUUCUAAUCAGAUGAGUGGCGGUCUCUCCUAAAGGACUGUAAGUGAAGCACUGUGGCCUGUCACACCCAACGGGGUGGUAGAGCGCAGCAAUAACACUAGUUGCUCUCAUCUACCCUUCAGUGACCAGUUUCCUUACCAGCAGUUCCUCUCGUCCUCACCACCGCCAGACAUCAUUACGUAGGAAUCCAGCCCUCUACCUCCUGACAGGGAGGAUGGCGUUGUUUGCUAAGGGGCUUACGAAUCGGCAGACCACUGAUAGUCCUAUGCUACAACGUUUAGUAAAUGCUCGACUCUUAGCAAUAGAAUUGAGCUCAAAGACACAAGAGGCGAAUAAAAAGCAUUAUGACCAGUCUACCAAGACGCCCCCGCCUCUCGAGGAAGAAUCCCUAGUCAUGAAAAAAAAAAAAGAUUAGAGUGCCCGUAGGCCUCUUGGAGAUCGCCGGUCGGGACCUUGCCCGUGGCGUGUGGGUUCACAACAACCACAUCAGAGCUGGGCUUUGUCGAGGAAGGAGACCAACUUGCUUCUCCAGAGCUGGUUAUCCCGAGUGUGACACUGUAAGAUGCGAUACAGUGGUGUUAACAGUAUCGACUGUUAGUAUAUUUCUUUUUUCAAGUAUUGGUGACAGUAACACUAAGCUGGCUCGAUGCCACUAUUUGUCGAUUCCAAUUGUUCAUGUGAGAGUGUGAAGUAAAUGAUCCGAGGUCAUGCACUGUAAUGUUCCUCGCAAGGUGCACUUGUUAAAUUUACUGUUCACCCUUGCCUGCUCUCCGUCCGGGGAGGGAUUGUAGUGUACCCCGAGUUACACCUUUAAAUACUUCAGCUUUAAUUAAAAUGCACUUUGCCAAGAGCUAAAUAUUUUAAUGUAUUGCUCCUUUUCUUUUGAUUGCCAUGUAAAGUACAUUGUUUCCACGCUUGUUUUCCAGUGUCCAGCAACUUGCCGUGUACCCAGAGCUGGUUGGACCUGUGCUUUGUACUUGAUUUUUUUUUUAUUUUCUUUUUUUAUAUUCGUUGAUUGUUAUACCCCAUUUUAGUGCUCGUGAUUAGUUUAUAUCUUCAUUGUUUUCAGUGUUCUAACAAAUAAACAGUUCACCGUGA